UGCCAAGACUUCCAGGUGCUACAUCUCUAAAAAAAUCGGAAUUUUUUGAAAAAAAUUCCGAUUUUUUUUCGAUUUUACUGUCCUCGGGUGCAGAUUAGCCGCGUCGAAAGGUUGGCCCUUUCCCCUCCGCCGCAAAAUAGCCGCCGCGCAGUCUCUGCCAAUACCCAAUCUACGGAGGCGGUGGAGAUGCAAAUCCUCUCGCGCUCGAUUACUCGGAGCGACAGCAGCGUUGCCUCUGCUCUGCCUCGAUGGUGGUUUCCAGCACUUGCGCGAGGAGAUGCUCCACUCAAGGCUUUAGUACCGGCCUAUCCAAAUCAACAUCUUUUCCGUGAGAAGAUUGCACUGAAUUGGCUGCGCCAAUUCUCCAUACAUGGCGUGAAUGAGACGAAGACUAAUAAUGCAGCAGAGGACAGUGACCCGACGUUAAAGACUAGUUUAAGUGAAGAUAUAUGUUACAUGCCGAUAAUUUCAGGGAGCAGCCACCGUGAUGGUGCUAUAUACAAGAGAGCGGCUUAUUGGGAACAUAAUUACUUUUUUGAUAUCGCUGACCGUACAGAAACUCGGUUGGAGCCAGCUCGUGCAUACGAUAUACCACGUAACAUGAUGCAGAUCUUUUCAAUGAAGUUAGCUAAAGCUCCUAUCAAUAGUGGCUCAAUACAGUUAUAUGGAUAUAUAGCAGCACGUGAUGAAGUUGAUCUAAAACUAAAUUAUGUUUUCAAUCGUACCAGGGAUGAUCCCAUCAUCGUGCAGCAGGGUUCUCUCAUUGAAAUGAACGGCCCUAAGAGAGCCAUCCUGUUGAUAUUUGAUGUGCUACUUGAGUUUGACAUGAGGAUCAAGAAUGGCGAGAAUGAAGAGGAUGAUUUACAGCUGAUUGAUGGAAUCUCAGAAUUUGACGGUUUACGCAUGUCAUGGAGACCACACGAGGUUCGCAUUGGUGGAAAUUGUGGUGCAGUUGAUACGUCUUUUGCACUUGUUCAUAAUUCAGUCGAGGCCACAGUAGAAGUUAUCAUAUCUCAAGUGCAGACUGGCUUUGAUUUAUCUUUCAGUUCUACCAUUGAUCUUCUGGAGAUGAAUAAAGAAUUCCAGCUCUUCAGUGGAAAUAUUAGUGAGUCCUGUGGCUUAGGAAGCUUUGUGAUUGCUGUUACAGAGGAUACACUGAUGCAUUUGAAGUUCAAGGUUGAUCACAAAGGCUGUAACAGUAAUAUUGAAAGCAAUUGUUCCUUCAAAGCUAAGUUAAAUGGACACGCCGGCCAUCAACUAAAUCUCGAGACUGCCUCAAUUUUAGUUAAGGUGACUUGGGCUGUGUUGCCUGCAAGCUAUUAACAGUAUUGUGUAAUCCUACACUGUAUGGAUAUGUUUACUAGUGAUAUUUGCUUUUGUGCUGGAA
Aegilops tauschii subsp. strangulata is the source of this 1387-nucleotide messenger RNA. RefSeq lists its product as uncharacterized. Lineage: Eukaryota; Viridiplantae; Streptophyta; Magnoliopsida; Poales; Poaceae. The record is from RefSeq and is a predicted model, not a curated record.